This is a messenger RNA of Phlebotomus papatasi, 2471 nucleotides long. Its product is annotated as sodium channel protein Nach-like. Gene Ontology annotation, biological process: sodium ion transmembrane transport. The record is from RefSeq and is a predicted model, not a curated record. The transcript has 3 exons. Lineage: Eukaryota; Metazoa; Arthropoda; Insecta; Diptera; Psychodidae. Gene Ontology annotation, molecular function: ligand-gated sodium channel activity. Gene Ontology annotation, cellular component: membrane. Bases 678 to 2414 code for a protein of 578 amino acids.
UCCCUUCGAACGUUCAUGCCUUUGAAUAAUCUGAAUUUUAUUUCAGUUUUCCUAAGAUUCUUACACGUAAAUUGUCACAUAAUUAUAAUUUUUACAUUAUCACAUUAUUUAAAGGAUUAUUUGAAAGGGAGAGUACUUUCCCCUAUAUAGAGUUAGAAUUUACCAAUAAACGAGCACAUAUAUAUAUGAAAUUAUACUUCUUUUAAAAUCUCCCAUUUUAAUUGAUUAUUUUGGACUGUGUGUCUUCAGAGUUGGAUAAAAUUAGUUUAGCACUAUUAGAAUCGUACUGUAAAAUAUUAAAUAAAAAAUAAAUAUAAAGUGUCAUUAUUUGUCUUUACUUUUGGUUUUAAAAGUUGUUUGAGCACAAUACUUACGUAUAUAAAUUAUACAUAUACUUAUACACUUGAUCACAAAGAAGAUGCACUGAUUAAUUCGCUUUGAAAUUAUCCGUUCAACCACCUUCUGAUUCGACCUGUCUAUAAAAACUAACUGAUAGUAAAAAAAAAGAGUUCCCAAGAAGUUUGGCUGAACUUUUGGCCUCCCACAUUUACCACUCAACAACUUGUCGAAACCAAUUAAGAAGGACACUCCAAGUGUUAAUUGGUUCAUCGCGUGCUAAUUAAGAAAGUAUAAAAGGGCUCCCAAUCCACUAAGGCCUACAUAGUUAAAAUUGAACCAUGAAGGUGACACCGCAUAAGACUACACUGAGGCGAAAGUCCAAAUUCAGGAUUAACUGGGAAACUCCUGUGAAGUUCUGUGUUCGCAUUGAUGAAAGAAAUUUUGUGCUAAAAGCAGUAGCAGACACUUGUGAGAUGUUCUGCAAGGAGACUACUCUUCAUGGAGUACGCUAUAUCAUUGGGAAGAAGAAUCCUGAUGGCUACAACAGACGCCUGAAGCAACUCACCAUCAUGAUAAGUCGUUUAGUUUGGAUGACUGCUUGUGUUUCUGGGGCAAUCUUUGCCAUCGCAAUGAUGACUUUAGUAUGGGAUCGCUUUCAGACAACUCCUACUGUGACAACAGUUGAAACAACUAGUCAUCCAGUUUGGGAUGUGCCCUUUCCCAGUGUAACUCUCUGCAAUAUCAACAAGGUUUAUCGACCAAAUACACUUAACAUCACAAGGAUCCUGUUGGAUAAUGGCAUUGAGAUGGAUGCUGUGCAAGAGUUCCUAGAGAAUCUUUCAAAUCUGAUAUCUCCUGAGAAUGUUGAUUCAAUUUACAUCAAGACUUAUUCUAUUCUCGAAAAGUUCGGUUACAACAGUGAGCGCUUGAUGAUGGAAUUGGUUCAACCUUGCGAAAGUUUAUUAAAGCUCUGCUUUUGGCUUGGAAAUGAGGUUCCCUGUCACAGUAUUUUCAAGCUAUCCAAAAGUUCAGAAGGAUUGUGCUGCUCUUUCAAUUAUAGGGCUUUGAAGUCCUUUCUCGAAAUAGAUAUGGAGUCCAACGAUACAAUGGGUGGUACAUCUGGUGUUCUUCAUGUUAGUGGAUCAGGUCGAAAUGUUGGACUUCAUAUUGUUGUUGAUAUCGAACCUGAGGAUUCGGUUGCAAUGACCCGUAAUUAUUAUGGAAUCGAGGUAAUGGUUCAUGAUGCUGAAGAGUUCCCUCAGUCUUCAGUCACAAGUGCAGUGGCCCAACCUGGCCAGGAGGUUGUGAUUGCAGUUAAGCCCUCAGUAGUGUCUAGUCGACCUUCAGUUAGAGGAGUGGCUGUUAACAAAAGAAACUGCUAUUUCAACGACGAAUACAAACUUCGUGCAACUAAGAAGUAUACCUUGAAUUCUUGCAUUGCUGAAUGCCGCGUUGAUACAAUUGUUAAGAAAUGCAAGUGCUUGCCAUUCUUUUAUCCCGAUAUAUCAGCUUUUGCCAAUGAGUAUCGCCAAUGUGACCUUCAUGAUGUGGAUUGCCUUCGGAAUUACAGAUCGAUUUUUGAAAGUUUGCAGCCACCCCUCAAUACGCCGGGCUUUAAUACAACAAUUGACAUCGGAAUUGAUUGUCCUUGCUUGCCUAGUUGCUCGGAACAGAAUUAUCAGAUAUCUGUUACUACAGCAAGUCGAACACAUACAGGAAUUAAGGAACCUCUCUACGGAAAUGCAGACCUUACAAAUCUCACUUCAAUAUUAGUUUAUUUCAAGGAACUUACUUGUAUAGAAUACCGUCGAGAUCUCUAUAUGUCAUGGGAUGGGCUUUUAGCAUCUUUUGGGGGGAUUUUUGGACUUUGCUUGGGUGGAUCAGUGUUAAGUCUUGUUGAAAUGCUCUACUAUUUCACCAUCAAAUUGUGCAUCAAUCUGAUCUCUUGCAAGCGUAAAGCAGACUCAGCAGCCAGAGUAACUUUGGGGAAUCAAUGGGUAGUUCCGUCGCAACCAAGGAAAAUUCACAUUUCUCAAGACACACACUACAGAGCAAGAAGGCAAAUUGUUUGGUAAUAAUAUCAAAUUUUGUAUUUCAAUGAAAAUCAUUUAUUUAAAUUCCUAUUUACAAGA